Conger conger (European conger) is the source of this 930-nucleotide messenger RNA. RefSeq names its product olfactory receptor 52K1-like. Bases 1 to 930 code for a protein of 309 amino acids. Gene Ontology annotation, cellular component: membrane. Gene Ontology annotation, molecular function: G protein-coupled receptor activity; olfactory receptor activity. The record is from RefSeq and is a predicted model, not a curated record. The transcript has a single exon. NCBI's taxonomy places the organism in Eukaryota, Metazoa, Chordata, Actinopteri, Anguilliformes, Congridae. Gene Ontology annotation, biological process: G protein-coupled receptor signaling pathway.
AUGAUGACAAAGAACACAACUAAUUUUGUAUUCACGCUUUCUGGAUUUGAAGAUGAAACAAAAGAAACCAAACAUGUUAUUUUCUCUGUCGCUUUUAUUUGCUAUUUUCUUAUUGUGUUCAUCAAUGUGACGCUCAUUUUAACCAUCCUCCAAGAUAAAUCUCUCCACGAGCCCAUGUAUUUUUUCCUAUGUAAUCUGUGUAUUAAUGCACUGUAUGGAACAAUGGGUUUCUACCCUAAAUUCCUAUCAGACUUGCACUCUGGAUAUAAUGUGAUCUCGUAUGAAGGAUGCCUUCUGCAAGCAUUUGUCAUCUACUCCACUGUUGUGUGUGAUUAUUCAAUUUUAGCAGUUAUGGCAUAUGACCGAUAUGUUGCAAUAUGCAGACCACUGGAGUAUCAUUCUAUUAUGACUAAUCAGGCUGUUGUUAAAUUCUUGGUGUUAUCCUGGUUUCCUCCUCUUCUGUGCCAGGGCAUUUUAAUUUUUUUGAUUUACAGAUUAAUUUUAUGUCGAUCAAACAUAGAAAAUCUCUUUUGUUCAAACUGGGCGAUUGUAAGGCUUUCUUGUUAUUCAACUACAGUUAAUAAUGUGGUUGGUUACAUUGAAGUUUUUGUUUAUGCAGGUCAUGUGAUUUAUAUUAUCACCUCUUAUGUGAGACUGAUCAGAAUAUGCUUAAAAUCCACAGAAAACAGAAGCAAAUUCAUGCCACAUUUGCUAGCACUGAUAAAUGUGACACUUUCUAUACUUUUUGAUGCCAUGUACAGUCGAUAUGGAUCAAGGAAUAUUUCAUCAGGUCAACGGUAUUUCCUGGCAAUAGAAUUCCUGGCAUUCCCACCACUGUUCAAUCCCAUCAUUUACGGAAUACAGCUGACUAAACUUCGGCACGCACUGCUGGGGAUACACAGGAAACGCAACAGGGUAAAUCUUGAAUGA